Messenger RNA from Triplophysa dalaica, 5703 nucleotides. RefSeq lists its product as uncharacterized. Lineage: Eukaryota; Metazoa; Chordata; Actinopteri; Cypriniformes; Nemacheilidae. The record is from RefSeq and is a predicted model, not a curated record. Gene Ontology annotation, molecular function: nucleotide binding. The coding region runs from base 442 to 1737 and encodes 431 amino acids. The transcript has 17 exons.
AGUAACUGAUGAGUAGCUGAGCGCUCCCGUCUAAACCGUCUUUUGUACUCUUCCUGUACAUAAAUAUCGCAACGUAUGGCAUUUCUGUAAUAAUGCGUUCACUGGAUCAUUUACUUUACCAGAUGAAUGAUCAACAAGAUUGAUGUAAUUGCUUCUGCUAAAGCUUCGGUCCUUUCCAUUUGUAGACACUAUCACAAUGACAAGUUGACCAUAGUUGUAUAUUACUGUUAUUCUUAAGUCUGUUUUUGUUUUGCAAAGAUUCGUUUUAAACGUUUUAAGCUGCUUUCACGUUUCACUUAAUGAUUUACUCUGUUAACUAGUGUUCACACCAUCAUGACAUGAUUCACACUGACCUUUAUAUUCAUGUAAAGUUAAUAGAAAGCCAAAACCUAUAAAGCUAAGUCCCGAUCUGACAGCCUGCAUUCGAAAAAGGCGUUUCGCAUGCAUUCUGCAGAGAUGUCAUCACCUGUUAACGUUAUAGUGGUUGGAGUUGGAAACAGAGGAGAAAACUAUUCCGACUAUGCUAUGAUUUAUCCUGACCGCAUGCGGUUAGUAGGAAUUGCCGACCCAAGGGAUUUUGCUAGAAAGAAAAUCCAGGAGCGUCACAAAGUUGCCAGUGAAAACACGUUUGAUGAUUGGCGUUGUAUAGUGGAGAGAGAAAAGUUUGCAGAUGCUGUUUUGAUCUGCACUCCUGAUCGCCUCCAUAAGGAUCCUGCUGUUGCUUUAGCCAAGAAAGGCUAUCAUAUACUGCUGGAGAAACCAAUGGCUGUUACUGAGGACGACUGCUCAGAGAUCGUAGAGACUUGCAUUCAGAGUAAAGUCAUGCUGACAGUGUGCCAUGUCCUCAGAUACGACCCUGUGAUUCACAAAAUUAAAGUGUUAAUUGACAGAGGUGUGAUUGGAGAUGUUAUCCACAUUCAGCAUUUGGAACCGGUGGGGUUUUAUCAUUUUGCUCACUCAUUUGUUAGAGGGAACUGGAGAAAUGAAGCCGAAAGCUCUUUUGCUCUGUUAGCCAAGUCCUGCCAUGAUUUGGACCUCAUUCAUCAUUGGGCUGGUGGACGAAGGUGCAUCAAAGUUUCGUCUUUUGGAUCCCUUAGCCACUUCAGAAAAGAGAACAAGCCAGCAGGAGCAGGAAAUCGAUGUUUAGACUGCCAUGUAGAGGGUGAUUGUGCAUACUCUGCAAAGAAAAUCUAUUUGGAUCGAGUGAAAAAAGGGCAUAAUGGAUGGCCAGUAUCGGUGAUCUGUUCCAACUCAGUUCCUGAUAUUGAAUCUGUCACUGAAGCCCUCAGAACUGGACCUUAUGGGCGCUGUGUCUAUGAAUGUGAUAAUGAUGUCUGCUCAAAUCAGGUGGUAAACAUGGAAUUUGAAGGAGGCCUGACUGCUGCUUUAACUAUGGUUGCAUUUACAGAAGAAAUUUGUAAACGCAGAACCAGCAUUCAUGGUAGUAAGGGGGAACUGACAUAUGAUGGACAUGAGAUCAAAGUGUUUGACUUCCUCACAUCUAAGACAACAAAGCAAACAGCGGAUAUGAAUGUUCCAGGCAACUUUAGCAAAGGGGGUCAUGGGUCUGCAGAUUAUCACCUGAUCGAUUCCUUUAUUGCAGCUGUGAUGAAUAAAGACCCGGCUCUGAUUCGAUCCGGUCCUGAGGAGACAUUAGCAAGUCAUAAACUUGUGUUUGCGGCUGAACGUGCUCGACUGGAGAACAGAGUUGUGUUCUGUGAUGAGCAGAAGAGCUAAUGAAUGGAUAAGAUGUUUACACUUCACUCCUAAAUCACACUCACUUUGUUGCAAACAUUAUUUUGUUAACGUACUGUAUGUGACUUGUAAUCUCUUGUCAGUUUUUCAGUGAUUUGAAAAAUGGACCAAAUGUAAACUAAAUCAGUUAAUACGUUUUUAAUAACAUUUCCUGUUUUGAACCAUGAACAUCCUUGAUGUGGCCUAUAAAAGCAAUAACAAAGCCUGUUUCAUAUUUCAGUUACAAGGCUAUUAAUCAUGAGAGCACUGAUAAAAAUGAAGGAAGCUUAUAUAGUUACAAUAGAUGUUAUCAUCACAUUUUAAUAGUUUUUAGCUGGCGUUCAAAUGUUGAUGUAAAGAUGCACUUUACAGAAUAAUAGAAAAGUAAAAUACAUUUUGAUGAACAAAAAUUAUCUAAAUGUUUCUCUUCAUUUGCAUAGGAAAUAAAAAUGUCUAAAUAAAAGGACUAAAGGGAGAAAAUUAAACUCCUUCUGUCCUGCCGGUUAUGAAAUCCAUUGUAACUGUAAUUUUGUUAACGUCCUGUAGAUGGCAGAGUUAGCACCAAAAACAACAAAGUCUGUUUGCUGUAGAGAUCAUUGAAAGCUUUUCAAACAAUUUCCCCAAAGAUACAGAUGAAAGAAGUCAACAGAAAAGGGAUUUUUGACAGGACUGUGAGUUUAGUGUCACAGUCAUGACGUCAUAUUGAAGUCACAACAUUGCAGUCUGUCCACACAGUUCCCAACUGUCUGUUUACAGCCUCUGUGGGCUGGUUAUCUCAGUGGAACAGAUUACAAAACAAUUACACAUAACACACAUCAGACAUCCAUGGGUAAGAAAUUCCACUUACUAUACAAAAAAAUUGUAUAACUGUCUGUUUCAUAUAUUUUGUUUAGAAUCAUAAAAUAAUAUCUAUACACACAGAUUUUUUUAAACAAAGUUUCACGAUAUGUGUUUUGUUUGGAGAUUGGUGUACUUGUUUUUUUAUGGCUUUUCUUCUGUUACAGUCCUUUUAUGUUUCUUGAGAGCCAUGACACCUCUGCAAGCAUUUUGAUCAAUUAAUUGACUCACAUGUUAAAUUAACGCUGUCUUCUUGACGUAACGUUUAUAAUACAGGAUUAGCCACAUUGUGCCACUCUGUUCACUGGCCACUUUACAACUUGCAUAGUUUUGUUAUGACUUUGAAGGUGGGUACACACAUGAACUCACUGAAUGAGUAAUGAAUCAGAUGACGGCUUAGCUCCCACCUUUAUCAUGAGCAUUAUAAAGAUGGAUUUGAUUAUUUGUAUAAUUGCCAAAGAGCCCACAGAAACCAAUCUGAAUGGCCAAGACCAAAUGGUUUCCAAAAUCAGGAUGUAUCAUCGUGAGCUCAGCUAGAGAACCUUGUGGUUCAUCAAACACAGCUGUUGACUCAUACAAAAGAAGAAUUUUUGGAAAAGCAGAUUUUUUUAGAUCGGAUUCUUGAUGAGUUGGUUAUACAUGCAUGCAUCGUUUGUAUUGAGUUAUGUGACAUUGCAAAAUCAAAGCAUAGUUUUGUUGCAGGUCGUUUUAUUAUCUUGCCGUUUAUUAUGGCAGUUUUACAGAUAUUAAAAAAAAUCUGGAAGGUUUGUGAAACUAUGUUCAUUCAAUUGUUUAUGUGCGUCGAGAGGAUGGAAUCAGCAAAAAGCAGGGCCAGGAAUUCGAGUUACUGUUAAACAUGACUCUGAUUUGGUGAGUCACAGGAUGUAGCUUGUGAGGUGAGUGGAGGCAGUCGCCUCCCCGGAUCCCAAAACAAGUUCCUGGCUGGGACCUCAGAGGAAACUAGUUGGACUAAACAGAAAGACUGCUUCCGUAUUUAUAGGCGGAUACAGUCAGUUCCACACAUGAGUAUUCACUCCCUUACCUCUUAUCUCUUCUGGCCUUAAAAAGCAUAAACAUACUUAGAAAAUAAAUGUGAUUAAAAUUAUUCCGAUAAUUUUUGUCAUCUUAAAGUCAUACAGAGGAAAAGUGCUUCCGUGACAUCAAUGUUGUUGAUUUUUGUUUGUGAUAAAGUCAGUGAAAAUUAUUAUCAUUUCACAAAAUGUUUAAAAAUUCUUUCAGAACAUUGAUUUUUAGUUUCCUUUGUUUCUCAUUUUGCAUGCUCAGGAGCAUUAAAGCUUACCUGCUAAAGCUGUGAAACUAUAAAGGAUACAAAUAUAAAGGAUGGUCAUUUAAUGCCCUCUAAAUCAUCACAUUUCGCGAUUAAAAAUCUUACUGUGACACUAUUGUAAUUAAAACUUAUUAAUUAUAAUGUUUAAAAAACGUGUCCUUUUCUGUAAACACAACACAUGCAAGUAAAUGAAUUACUUUAAAUGAUCCUAGUUAUCUUUUGCUUUCUUAUUCCUCUAUAUCUGCCUCUUUUGUAUUCCUCUCUGGAGAUCUGAUUCUCUGGAGCUCAGCCUAAAGAAAAAAGCACUUUUUGAGAAGAUUAAUGUGCUGGCCUUUUCUUCACAAUGCACUGCGGAAGGCACCCCUCUGGGUGAGUAAACCUCAUGCCCCUUCUGUUGCCUGGAUCCAUGGGCAAUUGAGUGACCCGUCCUGCCUUAUCCCAGGCAAACAAAAGUCUUUUUUAUAGAUUCUUUACACGUGUGUGUGUGUACGUGAGCAGAUAUUUAGUAGUACAGUGGUGCCAUGGAGUGACGGGCAUCCAGUGUCUUUGCAUGACUCCGCCUUCCUGAAGCUUAUUGGUGUGCUCGGUUACAAAGAGUCUUACUCAUAAGAAAAAAUGCAGUGGGUGAUCUGAGCCGCUGCGGCCUAUUAAAACAACAAGACAAAAAGCUACUCAACAGCCCAUUCAGAUAGAUGGUGACAUCCUGGCAAGCAAACAAUGUAAUUUAUAAUCUUAUAAAUUAAUGAAUAAAAAAGAAGUUGCAUUUCUAAUACCCGGCAAAUCAAACUAAAGUGUAUAUGCAGUUGUUUUCUGUUGAUCCAGCUUUGCCCCAGAGAUAAAGAAUGUCUCCAGAGCACAAAAUCCGGCUGUAGGAAAUGCUUAUGGUCACCUGGAUGUUCUUUUCCCCUUUGCCAUGCAAAAUAUUCUCCAGCUGCCAUCACUCAUGCAUCAGAGAACUCAGCCAGAACAUCUGGAACAUAAACUAAAAAGAAGCAUGUAUGUUGAGGGGAACACUCUGUGAAUUGACAAAACAUGCAUGGAGAGCAGUCCUUGUUAAACUUUCGCCUUGAAGUUUAUUGCACGUAAUUCCUCCAUUGCCUCUGAUAGACCUGUACAUUUUAUUUAUGAUUAAAUGUUUAUGCUCCGCUUCAGACAACAUAACAGGUUAAUUUGGAUCAAUUUUGUACAUCAAGACAUAAUAUUUAAAUAUUUCUUUCCUGGAGAAAUCAUUAGUGGUUUUUAGAUAAAGUCAUGCACUGUGCUCGCCUACCUGGGAGCACUUCGUUUUGACCACACACCCACAGCUGAUUCUCCGAAAGGACCGAUAUUCAAGAUAUGGUGUUUCUGAAGGCUGAUUUUAGGGUUGAUAUGAGGCCCACGGGGUGCCUAUUGUUCAUGGUUUUCACAGGAAGUUGGUUAAGUCACAAAGACCAAGAGGUUCACGUGGGAUACUGCUAGAAGAGUUAUAUGAGACUGGAGUUACAUUAUAUGGUCUUUAUAUGUACUACCACAAGAUUGUAGGUUACUGUAGGUCGAUUUUCAGUUACUGUAUGUUCAGAUCAUGACUCAUAACCCAUUUACUUCGAUCAUUGAUUGUACAGUUCAGUCCUUCCUCAUCAAUAAAACAAUUUUAUUUCCUGAUUAGGAAUGUAAGCAAUUUUACGAUCACACCUGUCAAACAUUUUCAAGAUAAAGUUCAAUGAUAUUCAAGUUUAUUUCCAUAUCUUGUGAUUCACCUAAAAAAAACCCACAUUGAAUGCACAGUAAAAUAAUUGCUUUCGUUUCUUAGUGUUAGUUUUCUUACUGUUGCAUAUUUGUUACCCAUUAAAGGCUGUGAUAGUGUU